Messenger RNA from Ascochyta rabiei, 1308 nucleotides. Its product is annotated as ER-derived vesicles protein erv46. NCBI's taxonomy places the organism in Eukaryota, Fungi, Ascomycota, Dothideomycetes, Pleosporales, Didymellaceae. Gene Ontology annotation, biological process: retrograde vesicle-mediated transport, Golgi to endoplasmic reticulum; endoplasmic reticulum to Golgi vesicle-mediated transport. The transcript has 3 exons. Gene Ontology annotation, cellular component: COPII-coated ER to Golgi transport vesicle; endoplasmic reticulum membrane; Golgi membrane. The record is from RefSeq and is a predicted model, not a curated record. The coding region runs from base 1 to 1308 and encodes 435 amino acids.
AUGCCUCCCAAAUCCGCUUUCACGCGCCUCGACGCCUUCACCAAGACUGUCGAAGAUGCACGCAUCCGUACAACGUCUGGAGGAAUCGUCACCAUUGCGAGCUUACUGGUUAUUUUCUGGCUGACAUGGGGCGAGUGGGCAGACUACAGGCGAGUGAUAGUCCGCCCUGAGUUAGUUGUCGACAAAGGCCGAGGCGAGCGCAUGGAGAUCAGCUUGAAUAUCACAUUCCCGCGCAUGCCCUGUGAACUGUUGACUCUCGACAUUAUGGACGUGUCGGGAGAGCUGCAGAUGGGUGUCGCCCAUGGCAUCGACAAGGUGCGGCUGAGCCCCGAGAAGGAGGGCAGUAAGGAUAUCGAGGCCAAGGCGCUGGAUUUGCACAAAGAUGAGGCCUCUCACCUUGCACCCGACUACUGCGGCGAAUGCUACGGUGCUCCCGCCCCCGCCAACGCACAUAGAUCGGGCUGCUGUAAUACUUGCGACGAGGUCCGUGACGCUUACGCUUCGGUGUCCUGGUCUUUUGGUCGCGGCGAGGGUGUUGAGCAGUGCGAGCGCGAACACUACGCCGAACAUCUCGAUGCCCAGCGUCAAGAGGGGUGCCGCCUCGAGGGCAGCAUCAAGGUCAACAAGGUCAUCGGCAACUUCCACAUUGCUCCUGGAAAGUCAUUCUCCAAUGGCAACCUGCACGUACACGAUCUCGAGAACUACUUCAAGGAUGAAUACGCCCACACCUUCACCCAUACGAUCCACCACCUUCGGUUCGGUCCCCAACUGAGCGAUGUUAUUGUGCAGAACAUGGCGAAGAACCACCUUGCGACUGGCCCCGGUGGCUGGACAAACCACCACAUUAACCCCCUGGAUGGUACAGAACAGCACACGGAAGAAAAGGCCUUCAACUACAUGUAUUUCGUCAAGGUUGUCUCAACCGCCUAUCUGCCGCUUGGUUGGGAAAAGGAGGCUGCUCGCCCCAGCAGCGAAGACAUCGGCGCCAUCAUUGAAGGCAACUACAAGGGAAGCAUCGAGACACACCAGUACUCUGUCACUAGCCACAAGAGGAACCUUCAAGGUGGCACCGAUGAGCAGGAAGGCCAUAAGGAGCGCAUUCACGCGCGUGGUGGUAUCCCUGGUGUAUUCUUCUCAUACGACAUAUCGCCCAUGAAGGUCAUUAACCGCGAAGUACGCGACAAAUCCUUCUCUGGCUUCCUCGUUGGCUUGUGCGCUGUCAUUGGCGGUACACUCACAGUCGCUGCGGCGGUCGACCGUGCGCUCUACGAAGGCGUCAACAAGAUCAAGAAGAUACAUUCCCAGUAG